UUGGUGUGUUUCUGUUUCUUGCUUAUUUAUAGCAUUAUCUUCGUAUUUGUGGUUCUGAUUUCUCAUUUUGACAGAAAUUAGACGAGAUGAAAGCAAUAAGAUUCAAGAAACCCAGAGACCCAUCGUUCGUCACCUCUCGUUUUCUGGGAAACUGUAAUCAAGAUCAUGGAUGUCGAAAUUCCCAAAUAUUCAAUCGUAUGUUUUGUAGUUGCAGGUUAUAUUCGUCUUCAGGGCCACCGGACCCAUCUUUUUCCCCCAUAUCUGGUGCUUCUUCAUCCAAAGCUCAACGUCGACAUGAUGACGGUGUGUCCGCCAUUGACGCCGGAUCUUCAUUGCGCAAGCCUGUUAGCUUUUGGCCUGGCAUCUACCAUUCACCGGUGACGAAUGCUCUUUGGCAAGCGAGAUCCACCAUUUUCGGCAGCAGCACCCCAUCCGAUGUCGUCGACUCCAUCACCCCUAAAACUCCAUCUCUGAGCAGGACUUCGAUUCUGUACCCAUUUUCGACUGAUUACAUUCUGAGAGAACAGUACAGAAAUCCCUGGAACGGGAUUCGCAUGGGUAAAUUGCUGGAAGACCUUGAUGCUCUCGCUGGUACUAUCUCCUUCAAACACUGCAUCAAUCAUGCGAGUAUGGCCGAUUCAUUGUUACUAGUGACUGCUUCUGUCGACAAAAUAGUUCUUAAAAACCCCAUUUUUGCCGACACUGAUUUGAAGAUAGAAGGAGCUGUUACUUGGGUUGGUCGUUCGUCUAUGGAGAUUCUGCUAGAAGUCAUCCAAGAAACAUGUGAUCAUGUGGACUCACAAGCUCUAGUUGCCAACUUCACUUUUGUGGGCCGUGAUUCUAAAACGGGCAAAUCAGCAUCCAUCAACCCAAUCUCCCCAGAAACUGCAAAAGAGAAAAUGCUUUGGCAAGAAGCAGAAGAGAGGAAUGCAUCCAGGAAAAAGAGAAGGACGCAGAUGAAGAAUAUUGAGAGCGGAAAGGAAGUCGAGAGGCUGAACGCGCUGCUGGCUGAAGGACGUGUUUUCAUUGAUAUGCCGGCUUUGGCAGAUAGAGAUAGUAUUCUUAUAAAGGAUACACGCUUACAAAACUCGUUGGUAUGCCAGCCGCAGCAAAGGAACACCCAUGGUCGGAUUUUUGGAGGGUUUCUGAUGCGAAGAGCUUUUGAGCUGGCUUUUGGAACCGCUUAUGCUUUUGCUGGUAGUCAACCGCGCGUUCUUGAGGUUGAUCAUGUUGAUUUCUUGAAACCUGUGGAUGUUGGAAACUUUUUGUGUUUGAAGUCAUGUGUUUUAUACACACAACUUGAGAACCCAAUGGAACCUCUGAUCAACGUGGAAGUUGUUGCUCAUGUCACCCGACCUGAGCUCAGAUCUGCAGAGGUAUCAAACAAGUUCUACUUCACAUUUACGACCUACUCAGAUACGAAGAAAAACAAAUGGAAGAUCCGUAGCGUUGUUCCGGCGACAGAGGAGGAGGCACGUCGAGUGAUUGAACGCAUGGAUUGCGAGAACUCUUAACCAAUGUGCUUCAUAAUGCCAAUUGAACAUAUAUAAUUGGAAAUCAAUCAUGUAAAUUUCAUAGUUGGGUAGAGAUUGUUGGAAAGCCAUAAUGGUGAAUGACGGCAUGUUUUAUGAACCAACUAAUAUUUUCAAAUAGGAGCAGUUUCGGUUAUCCAAGGCGAAGACUUUGAAAUGGCUUCUACAUCCAAAUUGCAUGUAAAAACGAAUGUCUUUCGGUUUAUGAUUUGUAAUUUCAAAACCAACAUUUUAUGG
This is a messenger RNA of Cynara cardunculus var. scolymus (artichoke), 1769 nucleotides long. Its product is annotated as acyl-coenzyme A thioesterase 9, mitochondrial-like. The record is from RefSeq and is a predicted model, not a curated record. Gene Ontology annotation, molecular function: fatty acyl-CoA hydrolase activity. Lineage: Eukaryota; Viridiplantae; Streptophyta; Magnoliopsida; Asterales; Asteraceae. Gene Ontology annotation, biological process: acyl-CoA metabolic process. The transcript has 5 exons. Bases 87 to 1514 code for a protein of 475 amino acids.